Messenger RNA from Fundulus heteroclitus (mummichog), 2837 nucleotides. RefSeq names its product tripartite motif-containing protein 16. NCBI's taxonomy places the organism in Eukaryota, Metazoa, Chordata, Actinopteri, Cyprinodontiformes, Fundulidae. The transcript has a single exon. Gene Ontology annotation, molecular function: protein binding; zinc ion binding. The record is from RefSeq and is a predicted model, not a curated record. The coding region runs from base 233 to 1891 and encodes 552 amino acids.
UUAAUCUCCUCCCUGCUACUGAACACAGAGUUUAGUUCUGCUGCUGCUCUUCCUGGCUCUCCUGUUUCAGAUGUCUAGCAGCUUUGGGAGCGGUGUGAUCACCUUGCUCAUGACACAAACUGCUGCAGAUCAGUGAGUAACAAACUGGUAUUUGGCUUGUUUUUGGACAUAUCUACAAGACGAAUAGAAAUUUGAGAAGUUGAGAAGUGAAAGGGCAAAGAGAGGAAGUCAGAUGGAUUCACAAAAAUUUUCCUGUUCCAUCUGUUUGGAUCUACUCAAGGAUCCGGUGACUAUUCCCUGUGGACACAGCUACUGUAUGAGCUGCAUUAAAGGCUUCUGGGAUGGAGAGGAUCAGAGGAGAAUCCCUAGCUGCCCUCAGUGCAGGAAAGAGUUCAUACCGAGGCCUGUUCUGGAGAUAGAUAUGAUGUUAUCAGAGUUGGUGGAGGAUCUCAAGAAGACUGGACUCCAAGCUACUCCAGAUGAUCACUGCAAUGCUCGACCUGAAGAUGUGGCCUGUGAUGUCUGCAAGGAGAGGAAGAUGAAGGCUGCCAAGUCGUGUCUGGUCUGUUUAAUUUCUUAUUGUCAGAAUCACCUCCAACCUCACCAUGAUGUCCCUGGUCUGAAGAAGCACAAGCUGGUCAACCCCUCCAAGAACCUCCAUGAGAACAUCUGCUCUCGUCAUGAUGAGGUGAUGAAGAUCUUCUGUCGUACUGAUCAGCAGUGUAUCUGUUAUCUCUGCUUAAUGGAUGAACAUAAAGACCACAAAACAGUUCCAGCUGUAGCAGAAAGGGCUGAGAAGCAGAAGGAGGUCCAGGUGAGACGACAACAAAUCCAGCAGAGGAUCCAGGACCAAGAGAAAGAUGUGAAGCUGCUUCAACAGGAGGUGGAGGCUAUCAAUGUCUCUGCUGAUAAAGCAGUGGAAGACAGUGAGAAGAUCUUCACUGAGAUGAUCCGUCUGAUCCAGAAAAGAAGCUCUGAUGUGACGCAGCAGAUCAGAUCCCAGCAGGAAACUGAAGUGAGUCGAGUCAAAGAGCUUCAGGAGAAGCUGGAGCAGGAGAUCACUGAGCUGAAGAGGAAAGAUGCUGAGCUGGAGCAGCUCUCAGACACAGAGGAUCACAACCAGUUUCUCCUCAACUACCCCUCACUGUCACCACUUAGUGAGUCUACACACUCAUCCAGCAUCAAUAUUCGUCCUCUGAGAUACUUUGAGGAUGUGACAGCAGCUGUGUCAGAGUUUAGAGAUCAACUACAGGACAUCCUGAGAGACACAUGGACAAACAUUUCACGAGAAGUAACUGAAGUGGAUGUUUUAUUGUCAGAACCAAAGACCAGAACUGGAUUCCUAAAGUAUUCACAGGAAAUCACUCUGGAUCCAAACACAGUGAACAGGGAUCUUUUCUUAUCUCAGGGGAACAGGGAAGUGACCUUAAUGAAGCAACAGUCUUGUCCUGAUCAUCCAGACAGAUUCACCCAUUGGCCUCAGGUUCUGAGUAGAGAGAGUCUGACUGGACGUUGUUACUGGGAGGUGAAGAAGAAAGGGAGAGGAGUUGUUGUAGCAGUUUCAUACAAGAACAUCAGCAGAGCAGGACAGUCAAAGGAAUGUUUAUUUGGUCUAAAUGACAAAUCCUGGUCAUUUCGCUGUGAUGCAGACAGCUACACAUUUUAUCACAACUGCAUUGAAACUCCAGUAUCAGGUCCAGUUUCCUCCAGAAUAGGAGUGUACCUGGAUCACAGAGCAGGUAUUCUGUCUUUCUACAGCGUAUCUGCUACCAUGACUCUCCUCCACAGAAUCCAGACCACGUUCACUGAGCCUCUAUAUGCUGGAAUUGGGGUUUAUUAUGUUGGACCCUCUGCUGAGUUUGUUAAACUGAAAAGGUUGGAACUGAUCUGAGAUUCAGUUGGUUAAAACGUGUAUUUUAGUUUCAGUUUCCAUAAUUGUUGCUGAGAUCUCACUGUUGUAAUUUCCUUACUGCUCAGAACCACUGCCAUUAUGUUGUUGUCAUCUUGUUUGUGUUGGGGAAUCAGCCAAAAUAAUAAAUAUAAGACUGAAGUCGUAAGACCAGGCUUUCUUCCUCUUAUAUUUCUCUUUUGUGGGUCUACACUUGAGAGACCCGCAUCCAUGUGCAGGCUGGACUAAGCUAAGUACCGCUUGCCUGCUUCAACAUUGAAACCUAAACAGGAGACCAACAUGGAAAUAGUUUGAUCUUAACCUUUCCUCAGGUUUUGCAGGAGAAAAGCUGAGCGGAAAGUCAACCCUCUGCCAAGUGUAAGUAGGCCCACACAGGAAAUCUAAGUAACCUUUUGUUCCCAGGCCAGGAUUCACAAGGAGUGAGACCUGCCCCUUACACGCUGCCUGAGCCUGUGGAAACAGACUUCUUUACAGGCUGCACAGAGAUCCCCACAGGCUGAACGCAGCCCAACGGAGAUCAGGGAAAAACUCACCCAGACCUUGUUCCCAAACCAGUGCUUUUUGACACAAAGUCAACUGAAUGCCCCCAGAGGCUGAGAUUUGGCAGAAAUGAGCAGGGAAAGUUAAAAAGGUUUACUUUAAUAUGUUUUCACUGUGUUUUCAAGAUUUGACCAAGGUAUAGACCUGGAGCUAACAGGCUAUGCUGCCCGCUAGCGUUCUUGAGACAAAGAUAUGUUGACAUGUUUUCGGUUGUGUUUUACAGCUACGACAAACUUUAUUUCCAUAAGAAUUUUCAACACUGAUGGGACAUUAAUGUUUGUGUUUUCUGAUCCACUAGUUACACCAAAAUAUAGCUUUAACUUCCUUUAGACAAGGUCCAACUUUCUGCUAGGAUUAGCCGCUAUUAGCUCCUAAUAACUACUACUAG